This is a messenger RNA of Brenthis ino (lesser marbled fritillary), 1647 nucleotides long. The record is from the annotation of a GenBank genome assembly. Lineage: Eukaryota; Metazoa; Arthropoda; Insecta; Lepidoptera; Nymphalidae.
AUGGGCGCGGCGGGCGCGUCGGACGAGUACUCGCCGCCGCGGCUUGCGCGGCUGCUGCACGCGCUGCCGCAUAUAAACGUAACGCUUCAUCGCGUUAAUGACACCUUCGCGCCCAAUUCGCCCAUCUACCUUGAGAGCCUGGGAAUACUCGGCUCGAUACCCGGUGCAUGGCUGAUUUUGACACUGACGGUGUUGCUCAUAUACUUGCUUACAAGAUGCUGCGACAGAAAGCAACGCCCGCCAAGGAGUAUAACUGCACUUAAGAUAACAUUGAUGAUAUUAUCGGUGUUAUGCUGCGGCGCUAUCGGCGUGGGUCUGUUUGGCAACGACGACCUCCACAAUGCGAUGCUACAGAGCAUUCAAGCGGGCAACCAGCUGGCAGCUCUCGUUAACACCGUUAAGAAUCAGUCAAGUAUCCUAGAAGAAGCAAUGGGUUCCCGAGCCCGAGCCCCGCUCACGCGCCUAGCUGACGCCCUGGACGCGCCCGUCGCUAACCAGACGGCUUUAGGCACGUUGCUACGAGCGCUCUCGGCAUUGAGGAAUAACGCGAGCGCCGCUGCGUCCGCUGCAGAUAACUUGAGGAGACCUCUCGCUGCACUCAAUUUGGAUGCUUUUAUGAAGCGGCUGUGGGUGUGGGAGGCGGCGCGCUGGGCCGGCGGCAUGGCGGGCUGGUGCUGCGGCGGCGCCGUGUGCGUGGCGCUGCUGGCGGCCGCCGCGCGACGCUCGAGGCGUGCGCUUCUGCUGUUGUGUGUGAUGGCGCUGGGCGCGCUGGUGGCGUGCUGGGCGGCGGGCGCGGCGCUGGCGGCGGGCGCGGUGGCGGCGGCCGACGCCUGCCAGGACCCCGCGCGCGCGCUGGCGCUGCACGCGCCGCACCGCCUGCCCGUCGACAUGGUGCACUACUACCUGUCGUGCAAGGUGUCGCGCGAGAACGUGCUGACGGCGGAGCUGCGCAACGCGCAGCGCGCCGUGGUGGCGGUGCGCCAGGCGCUGGCCGUGCUGUCGCGCGGCGCGCCGCAGCUGUUCAACGACCCGGGGCUGCAGCCGGCGCUGGGCGCGCUGGGCGCGGGCACGGGCGAGGCGGAGCGCGCGCUGGUGUCGCUGAGCGGCGCGCUGGAGUGCCGCAUGGCGCGCGCCUACUUCGUGGCGGCCGCGCGCGCCGCCUGCGACGGCGGCCUGCAGGCUUUAUCACUCCAGUUGCUGGCCGCCAUUGUUGCCGGUUUCCUGUUCACUGCGAUUGUUCUAGUCGAUUCCCAUGCAUGGAUAUACAUUAACCCGAAACGCAGCGUGCCCGGUGAAGAGCAGGCGCCGUUCCUGUCGACGGGCAGCGCGGGGUCGCGCACGCUGCCGCGCCCCGCGCCCUUCCCCAACGGCAAGCCGCCCUCCUACAGCGCCGCCGUGCAGCUCAUGGACCUCGCCGACCGAGACCGCGACCGCGACCGGGACCGGGAGAGGCCACGGUCGCGCAUGUCCGGCAGCGCGACGCUGGGGCGCGGCAGCGGCGGCGCGGCGGCGGGCGGCGCGGCGCUGGGCGCGCUGGGCGGGCUGGGCGCGCUGGGCGGCUCGCACACGCUGGGCCGCGCGCCGCACAACGGCAAGUACGCCACGCUCAGCAAGCAGUGCAAGACGCUCGAGAGCAACGACUUCUAC